AUGGCGACCAGCUUGAAAGGACGAGAUGCCACGAUCGAGUGGUUUGGCGCAACGACCUUCCGUCUCAAGGUGAAAGGCCUGACCAUCUUCCUUGAUACGUGGCUGGAGCGGCCUUCGUCUAUACCCACAUACCUCAAGAUCGAUGACGUCCAGGAGUGUGAUUAUAUCUUCAUCAGUCAUGCCCACUUUGACCAUCUCCCUGGCGCCGACCGUCUCGCCAAAAAGACAGGCGCUAUCAUCAUUGCCAACGGCGAGGCCAUCAACGUGAUGCGCACAGCCGGCGUGACCGAGACCCAGCUCCAACCCGUCGCAGGAGGCGAGCGCAUCCCGCUGUUCACCAAAGCCCAGCGAGACGAGGCCAUCGCCAGACACAAAGCCGACGAAGCAGCAGGCAAACUUCCUCCUCCUGGACCCAAAUUCCCGCCAACACCUCACCACGCCGAGGCAGUCAUCGACGUCCACGUCUGGCCGGCGCUGCACUGCAUGCUCCCUCCAGGCGACCACGCCGCGCUGCCCGAGGUCAUGGACACGGGGGCCGUGUACACUGGAGACGGAGGUAAUCCCUACGCAUGCACCAUCGACAUCACGCGCAAUAUGACGUACGGCUUUGGCGGCUUGAUGAAAAUUCCCUCCCAUACACUGCCUUCGCAUCUGCCCGAGGACUUUAGAACUUUCCUGCCGUACAUGAACGACCGCGAGAGGAACAAAUAUUCUUUUUACGAUGGGGGCCAGCUGCUGUUCAACUUCCUGCUGGAUAAGAACGAGGGGGGGAAGGGCGAUGCAGCUGGGCCCACCACCACGCUGCUCUGGCACGGACAUUUGGGCUGUUACGAUGGCAUCAUGAAAACCAUCGAGCCCAAGCCUGACGUGGCGAUCCUGGCCAUCGCAGGCAGGGCUAAUCUGAACGGGCGCCCCUUUGACGGGUCAGCGGCCGAGUUUGCUGUGAAGCAGGUGCAGUGGCUUGGGGAGCCAAACAAGGUCAUUUGGUGUCUGCAUGAUGAGGCGCCCAUCAUUCCCAAGAGGAUCGACACGACGGCUGCUACAGAGCUGGUGCACAGGGAGACGACGUCUAGAGUUGUCGACCUGGAACAUAUCAAGGCCUAUAAGGUUUUUGAGUGA
Molecule: messenger RNA, 1119 nt
Organism: Cryphonectria parasitica EP155
Lineage: Eukaryota; Fungi; Ascomycota; Sordariomycetes; Diaporthales; Cryphonectriaceae
Product: Metallo-hydrolase/oxidoreductase
Exons: 3
Coding region: 1-1119 (372 amino acids)
Source: RefSeq, a predicted model, not a curated record